AUGCCGUUCAAUAUUGCUAUUGAUGGUCUGACCGCUUCUGGAAAAACUUCUAUCGGUUAUUCUUUGGCAAAACGAUUAAAUUUUAAAUUUAUCGAUUCUGGUUUAUUUUAUCGUUAUUUAGCUUACUACAAUAUAAAUUCUACAAAUUUUAAUCAACACACAUACGAUAAUUUAAUUGACUGUUCCAAUUCAAGCGCAUUUUCUUCCCUCGAUAUUUCUCAAAAGGCGUCUGAACUAUCAAAAGAUGAAGAAAUACGAACGUUAAUCAAUCAAGAAAUUAAGAAAUUAACGAAAAAAAAAGGAUUUGUUGUAGUUGGACGAGACGUAUCAACUAAUAUUCUUCCCGAUGCGGAAUUUAAAAUUUUGUUAUCGGCUGAUUUUGAGACGCGUCUUGGUAGACGCGUGAACCAAUUAAAUGAAGAAAAUCCUCAAAAUAUUUUAUAUGACAUCAUUACACGUGAUAUUGUCUCUAAACCUUUAAUUAAUUGUUCAAAAAAGGUUUCAAAAGAAAUUAACACGUCGGAUCUUGACUCUUUUGAAGUCAUAGAGAAAAUUUUACAAAUAAUUAAAAAGAAAAAUUCCUUUAAAAAUUUCAAACGAACAUUAGAUCAAAUUGAAAAUCUCUCCACAACUGUGAUAACGAUUACAAAAGAUUACAAUUAUUAUCUUGAAUUGACAAACUGGCAACUCAAUUCUGAGGUUGAUGAAGAUGCGUAUGUUGAGGCGUUUCCUCUUCUUGUGGAUCGUGUUAAAUUUAUAGAAGAUUUGAAGAAUUAUUAUGAAGCGAGAAAAAAUGCUUUUUUUAAAAUUGAAAGAAUUCUUCCUAAAGAUAAAGAUCAUGAAUCGUUCGAUGAAAUCCAAGAAUGGCGAACUACCGUGUUACAAGGUUCUAAAACUGGUGCAAAAAUCGCUCUCGAUAAAUCAUCUUCUGCGCCUAUUCUAUAUUACUGUCCACAUUGUAAUCAUUUUCGAAAGAUAAAGUUUUGCAAAUGUUGUAAAAAAUCUAUCAAUGAUGAUUUUGAUUCCGAAUCUAACGAAUCUGUCGAAUCUUUCGAAUCUGUGACAUUAUCUUCGAUAACUGAAGAAUCUCAAAAAUUUCGUAAAAACAAAGGAAUUUUUGAUGAUGUGAUUGAAAAAUAUUCUUCAAAAUACAUCUCAUCCCAAUCUGGAAAAGUAAAAAAUGAAUAUAUCUUUUGGUCUGAUAACGAAUUGCGAAUGGAUGAUAGUGAUAACGAAAUUAUUAUUUAA
Messenger RNA from Dentiscutata erythropus, 1248 nucleotides. NCBI's taxonomy places the organism in Eukaryota, Fungi, Glomeromycota, Glomeromycetes, Diversisporales, Gigasporaceae. The record is from the annotation of a GenBank genome assembly.